This is a messenger RNA of Pyrenophora tritici-repentis Pt-1C-BFP, 792 nucleotides long. The record is from RefSeq and is a predicted model, not a curated record. Lineage: Eukaryota; Fungi; Ascomycota; Dothideomycetes; Pleosporales; Pleosporaceae.
AUGGCGAACGCUGUUGCAUCAUGGGCUGUCAUUCCCAUCGAGGGCAUCUUAAUGGGUCUUUCACUACUUCUGGCCUCAGGGCGUCUUGUUCCACGAUUCGCGCAGCGACACUAUCCCACUGUCAGUGAUAGCCUCCUCAUAGUAUCCAUCCUCGAUGUCAUCGGACUCUUCAUCACCGAUACGAUGACAUACAAAUUGGGUGGCAUGUCAGAAGAGGAAAUGGAGGCGUCGGUGUCCCAAGUUAUCGCACUCAAGAAAGUGCAAUUCGCGGGAAAUGCCUUCUACGACACUGGAAUAUACUGGCCAAAGCUAGCAAUUCUGGCUCUGUACUUCAGACUCAUUCCAAAGACGAUGCCAACACUGCGAAAGGUGCUUUACGUGGUGUCAACUUUCACCCUAUGCGCCAUGGUGACAACGUUUUUCCUGGAUACUUUCUGGUGCGUCGUUCUUUCAAUGGCCGAAAUGGCCGUCGCUAUCAUGGUAGUGUCGCUGCCGUCCAUGAGGUCCUUCUUGCGCCGCGACGGGAUCUUCUCUUCCAACAAAAAAUCACACUCUUCAUCCUCUAAUGGCGCAUACGGGCAAAGAACGCCCGGUACAGGAUCACAGGGCUUCAUUCGCCCUACCCGAAGAGUCAAGCACAGCGUUCACGUGCAUACCGAGGAGGAUUCGGGAAGCGAAGUGGAGCUCAACACAAUGGCCAGAAAGGAUGUGAUUUACGAGACGCGCCGAGUUAGCGUGCAAUUUUCGAGGUCGCAAGAUGAGGAGAGCGGAAUCUAUGGAAAAUUACCGUGA